AUGAAUAGUUACUGACAACAAAAUUUUCUUAAAAAGAAUGUUUGGCAGAUGAUAAGCAUGAUUGUACGCCAGAACUUAAAAUUAUGGAAAUUGUAAAGCAAAUAUGUGUGCUUUUUAUUAUUAUGCCUGCUUUUUUUGCUGACCCUUUUAAUGUAACAGUAACAAGAAGUAGAGAAAGAAAAAAUAACGCAGAUAUUCUUAAGGUUAAUAACGAAACCGUCUGCGGAAUUUUAAACGCUUCAUGGAGGAAGAAUGAAUGUGUUUGUCCCAAAGAGAGGACAACUUUUCACUUAGUGGAUGGUAAUUACAGAUGUUUUAAAAAGGACGAAAUUGUCACAGACUGCAGCACUACCAGUCAAAUAACGUUCCUAAGCAAAAUUAGCGAAAGUGAUACUUCUUGGAAAUCAGCUGCUACAGAUGCCCCAAAUCUAUUGGGACGGAAAAAAGGGACUUAUCCUUGCAACAGGUCUGCUAUAUGGUUAGACAAUUUGGAAUCUAACAGUUUACAAGUUAGGAUCGAAUAUGAGAUUACUCCCAAAGAAAAGAUUAAAUUCAACAUUUACGUGUUCAAAUACAACGACAUAAAAUAUAUGUCUCGUUUCAAUGACAUCAAAGGAUCAGUUAUAAAAUUGGUCUCCUUAUGUAAUGGAGUUGAUAUUUGUGUUCUUCUGAAAGCUAAAGGCCAACACACAUACCUCAUUCCUCGAAAGACAUCAACAUUGCCAAGAAGGACAAUGCCACCACAAACAAAAACAAAGUCGAAAGAAACAACGUCGAAAAAAACAUCGUCGGAAACAACAACGUCGGAAAGAACAUCGUCACAAACAACAACGUCGGAAAGAACACCGUCACAAACAACAACCUCAGAAAAUACAACGUCGGAAAGAACUACACCGCGUGGAGUAUUUACGAAUAGCUUGGAAGCAAAUGAGACUUCAAAAACAGAAACAAAUAUAAUCAUUGGUGUUGUUUGCAGCAUAGUCAUUUUUCUGAUACUAAUGAUAACUUUUAUUUUUAUUAGAUUGAAGCACCAAAGAGAAAAAAAGCCUCCGACUGCUGCGAUGUACGCAACCUAUGAGGAUGUGAAUCCAUCUGUAAACACGGCAUAUGAAAAUCCUGACUCAGAAUACGCAUAUUGUGAAGAUGUAUCAAUACGCAAUCUUGCUUCUGUUCUUGAUGCAGCUAAGGACAAUGAAAAUACAUACAAGUGCUUAGAGUCAGAAAAAAACCUAGGCGGAGAAUAUGCGCAAUUAUCACUUCCGGAAACUGCGGUAACAGGCUUAAGCGACCCUGCAAAUGAACCGGUAUAUUUGGAAACCGAGCCAGAUUACGCAACGACUUAUCCAGUAUGUUUUGAAGCUCAACCAAUUUAUGUAGAAACUGAGCCAGAAUACGCAACAACAGAAGCACAGUAUGAUGUCGUGAAAAGAUAAGAAUAAAAAAAUAUGUUUCAUACCGAAAUGUGCAUCUAUUUAAGGAGUAACCAAAAGAUGUUAUUGUAAAAGAAAAAAUAAUUAUAAAAACUAUUUGUUGUAAUGCUUUUUAAAGUAAUUCUUGCAAUCUGUGUGCAAAUUUAUGCCUUUAGGGACACAUUGUAAUAAAUAAAAACUUGUAAUUAAUUAAAAACAGGGUAGCUAGCUACUUCUUGAAUAAAAAUUGUGUUUUGCAAACUGAUGAUUCUUUGUUAGAUCUAAAAUCCAGUUCUUGGAAAAAUUUAAAUUUUUAUGGCGGUAUGGAGUACACAUGCUAUGAGAGAAAAACAAAGGAGGACCAAAGAGAGUGGGAGAAUAAUAUUUUUGCGGUGCGAAAGUACUUUUGUCUUUCGAAAAAAUCUUAUGUGAAAUAAGAGCUCAAAAAUUAAUAAGAGAUGA
Molecule: messenger RNA, 1871 nt
Organism: Hydractinia symbiolongicarpus
Lineage: Eukaryota; Metazoa; Cnidaria; Hydrozoa; Anthoathecata; Hydractiniidae
Exons: 8
Coding region: 84-1433 (449 amino acids)
Source: RefSeq, a predicted model, not a curated record